This is a messenger RNA of Fonsecaea pedrosoi CBS 271.37, 807 nucleotides long. RefSeq lists its product as uncharacterized. The transcript has a single exon. Lineage: Eukaryota; Fungi; Ascomycota; Eurotiomycetes; Chaetothyriales; Herpotrichiellaceae. The record is from RefSeq and is a predicted model, not a curated record. Bases 1 to 807 code for a protein of 268 amino acids.
AUGCCGCCGUCAUGGAAAGAAGGUCUCGUGAAUGCCUUUCCGAUCCCUCACGAUCGUACGAAGUUGAGAUAUACUUCGAAGGAUAAAAACAAUGUGACCAUUUCCUCGGAGCUUGUUUCUGUCGUGGACUCGUUGGGUACUAUCUCUUUGGAAGGAGACCCUUUUCCAUUCCUCGACCUGCCAGCAGAGAUCCGUAACAAGAUUUAUCACUUAGUCUUGUUCGGCAAGCCGGGCUAUCGACUCAUUAAUGGUCGGUUGAGGCCUACCCGCAUAGGUAUUAUGCUUGCCAACAAAAGGACACACCGCGAAGCUGCCUACAUUCUUUACAGCACUUCAAGCUUCCGAAUCUUUCCUCUCCAAGACUUCACCCCGGCGCCGGUCAUACAAGAGCUUCGCCCUGUGUAUCGCGCCAUGGUGACUUCACUGGAAAUGGUGGUCGGCUCGAGUUGGACCAGUCCACCCAAGACGUGGCGUGUAGGUAAACUGCUGGCAAAGCGCCUGUCUAAGCUGUCUGCUGUCCACACUUUGAAGGUCUUUGUCGAGCUUGAUCCGAGCUUGCCGAUGUUUGAGAAAUACAGGGUCUCACUAGACUUCUACACCGACUUCUGUGGAGAGCUCCUGCGAGAUGUCCUUGCGUGCAUGCCGCACGUAAGCCACGUUGAAAUGAGCGGGAAUCCAGGCAUCGACACCACAGGCCCGUUGGUGUCGAGGUUGCUCAAGGAAGUGGAGUUUAAGGGCAGAACAUGUACUUUAGGACCAACGAAGGCGAUCACCACCCCGGCUGGGGUGAAACUGGCGUUUUGGUAA